GAGCUGAGGAGGCGGUGGAGGGGGCGGGUCGCGUCGGCGCCACGUCCGCAGCCAGAGGCCGCCGUCGCAAACCGUGUCUUCUGGCUCCACAGCCGGAGGAGGCGUCUCCGGAGCCCGCGACUGCCCGAGGCUGUGCCCACCGCUCAGGCCGCCUCGCCUUCCUCGGUGCUGCCCGCUCCUCCGCCCGGCCCCGGCGCCGGUCCCCGACCCAGCGGUGAUCAUGAAUCAGACAGAUAAAAAUCAAGAAAUCCCAUCAUACCUUAGUGAUGAGCCACCAGAAGGUUCAAUGAAAGAUCACCCACAGCAGCAACCAGGCAUGCUGUCCCGUGUGACUGGGGGUAUCUUCAGUGUUACAAAGGGAGCUGUUGGUGCCACCAUUGGUGGCGUGGCUUGGAUUGGUGGAAAGAGUCUGGAGGUGACCAAAACAGCUGUUACAACUGUGCCUUCCAUGGGAAUAGGGCUGGUGAAAGGGGGCGUGUCUGCUGUGGCUGGAGGUGUUACAGCUGUCGGGUCUGCUGUUGUAAACAAAGUGCCCUUAACAGGAAAGAAAAAAGACAAAUCUGACUAAAAUAUGGAGAUGCAUUUGUUCUCCACAGCAUUAUGAUGCCAGUGGCAUUGAAUUGCUAAAUUAUGGACUACAACCAAGUCACCUGUUUUGGACGUUUAUCUUCUAACUGCUGUGUUGAAAGUAUUGAUGACUGACUGACUGGCUUUUGUCUAAAAAGAAGAGACCAAUACUAGCACAGUGUAUGAAGGUUUCUCAUACUUAAAUUCCAGCUUUUUAUCUGGUAAAAUGUUACACUUAUUCAGUUGUAACUGAAGAUAUGGUGUAUUUGAAUAUUUACUAUAUAAGUCUUUCAGUUUAACUCAAAAUGUGAAAGUUGAAUUUAGUGGAUGAUCUUCACAGUUCCAUAUGUAUAAUGUGCCAGGUAACUCAUCUGCCCCUUAAGAAGGGAACCUUGAACUACAUAAACUGUACCUUUGAUGUGCCUAAUAGUUUCAGAUGUUUUAAUUAGUUUUUUUUAAAUAACCAUAGUUGAUUAGACCAAGAGGCAUUCUUUUAUUAUUUAAGAUGGUAAAAGUAGCAGGAACUAGAGAAGGUUAAAAGAUUCAUGGUUUUGUGAGUAUUAACCAUCUUGUAUUAGACAUGCAUUAUAUUAAUUUAAUCAUUGAUGCCUUACAAAAGAAAACAUCUUUUCUAAUACCCUGAAUAUGUGCGGUUCUUAGGAUUAUUAUUAUAUAUGGAUUCUUUCAAAAGUUGUUUGUGAAAUUAGUUUUCCCUCAAGAAUCUCAGGAUUAGUGGGGUAAAGGCAUUUCUUGCUCUCAGCAGAUAAGAUAGUGCUUGUUAACUGUUAGUAGUUAUACCAAAUUGUAUACUUCAACCUGGGUUCAUGCUCCAUCAUUAAUAAACCUUACAGUGCCUAAGGAACAUUUCUUUGCUGGUCAGAAGCUAUGUUAAAAGAGUUUCAUAUUAAGGAGGAACACAUAAAUCAUUUUAAGUUCCUAAGAAUUAUCUGAAGCAUCCAAGAUAUAAAAAGAAUUCUUCACACCUAUUUUGUCUCACGUGCUUACAUACUCAGUUGUGCCCAACUCUUUGUGACUCCAUGGACUGUAACCCAUCAAGUUCCUUUGUCGAUGGAAUUUUUCAGGCAAGAAUACUGGAGUGGGUUGUGAUUUCCUACUCACAUUGGGGAUCUUCCCAAUGCAGGGAUCAAACCCAUGUCUCCUGCUUGGCAGAUGGAUUCUUAACCACUUGUGCCACCUGGGAAGCCCCAUUUUGUCUCAUGGAUGGCUUAAAUUAUUAGCAGUACCCCUUUUAAAAAACACAGUAAAAGCAAUUAUGGAUAUAUGACUUAAAUUGAAUGGAAUGGGCUCCAUAGAUUAGUUCUGAAGGUUAAGGAUAUUGAUAAGUGCUAUCAGUGUUUGACAGGUUUUUUAAAUGUUAUCUUACAGUCCUUUAAAGCAGCAGUAGACUGUAUCAUUUUCCAAGUCAACUUCAGGCAGGGAAUUCAAUUUUUUGGUUACGGAUGAUAAGCGUGUCAUAUCUUAAUAACGUCUUAUCAUGUCUUGUUCAUUAUAAAAGAAUAUGACUUAGCUGGAAUUCAUCUUUGUUUCAUGUUCAGUUUCAUAA
Budorcas taxicolor (takin) is the source of this 2131-nucleotide messenger RNA. It is a transcript of the gene TMEM263, whose product is annotated as transmembrane protein 263. Lineage: Eukaryota; Metazoa; Chordata; Mammalia; Artiodactyla; Bovidae. The record is from RefSeq and is a predicted model, not a curated record. The coding region runs from base 221 to 568 and encodes 115 amino acids. The transcript is spliced from 3 exons.